AGACAGCCUCGGAGGCACUCCAGCUUCAGAGCACUCUAUCCCCCUUGUCCUGUGAAUGACCGCUGAGGAAGACAAUGAAUGAGGCAAAGGAGUCUCUUCGAAACAUCGAGCAGAAGUACAAGCUCUUCCAACAGCAACAGUUCACCUUCAUCACCGCUCUGGAGCACUGCAGGGAGAACACCCACGACAAGAUCCGGCCCAUCGCCAGCAUCGGACAGGUGCAGAGCUACACGGAGCAUUAUUGCAACAACUCCACAGACCAGCGCAUUCUGCUCAUGUUCCUGGACAUCUGCUCAGAGCUGAACAAGCUGUGUCAGCACUUCGAAGCCCUACACUCCGGCACCCCGGCCACCAACAACCUGCUUGAGAAAUGCAAAUCCCUGGUUAGCCAAAGCAACGACCUGAGCAGCCUCAGAGCAAAGUACCCUCACGACGUGGUGAACCACCUCAGCUGUGACGAGGCCAGGAACCACUACGGAGGUGUCGUCAGCCUCAUCCCCAUCAUCCUGGACUUAGUUGAAGAAUGGAUCGCCCACUCAGAGAAGCUGCCCCGCAAAGCCCUGCAGCAUGGGGCGACUUAGCUUCUGUGUUCUUGCUUCGUCGGGGGCGACCAUCAAGAAUAAAAAGUGUUCUCCCCCCCCAAAAAAAAAUAACAACCCCCCACUUUUUUUUAAACAGCAUUAGUCAAUCUUAUGUUGUCAAUUGUUUGAGGCUUAAAGUGACUUAGGACACUUUUCUUCAUCUUUUGGUACUUCUGUGACUUGGGUUCUCUAGAGUCUUCAAACUCCUUUUUU
Molecule: messenger RNA, 794 nt
Organism: Callorhinus ursinus (northern fur seal)
Lineage: Eukaryota; Metazoa; Chordata; Mammalia; Carnivora; Otariidae
Product: sperm acrosome-associated protein 9
Cellular component (GO): sperm flagellum; ciliary base; acrosomal vesicle
Source: RefSeq, a predicted model, not a curated record